CCAAUCCCCGCUGAACUCUCUGGAGGAGCACCGGAGACGCGGAGCACCGGCGCCAUCUUGGUCCUUCUAUAGACGAGGAGUGAUGGAAAACCAAAGGCGAGCUGGACUGCGGCCGGUACCGGGGCGAAACCGCUAACAGGACCCUCUCCCCUCUCUCACCCCCCUGUCUCACCCCCCCCCCCCUCUCUCACCUUCCUGUCUCACCCUCUCUCACCUCCCUCUCUCUCACCCCCGCUGUGGUGAAACUGCAUUGGGACAAUGUUUUACGCACACUUUGUCUUGAGUAAACGGGGGCCGCUGGCUAAGAUCUGGCUGGCGGCCCAUUGGGACAAGAAGCUGACCAAAGCACAUGUGUUUGAGUGCAAUCUGGAGAGCAGCGUGGAGAGCAUCAUUUCACCCAAGGUGAAGAUGGCUCUGCGCACCUCGGGACACCUGCUUCUGGGGGUGGUGAGGAUCUACCACAGAAAGGCCAAGUAUCUGCUGGCAGACUGCAAUGAGGCCUUCAUCAAGAUCAAGAUGGCCUUCAGACCAGGUGUGGUGGAUCUCCCAGAGGAAAACAGAGAAGCAGCUUACAACGCCAUCACACUCCCAGAAGAGUUUCAUGAUUUUGACCAACCGCUGCCAGACUUAGAUGAUCUUGAUGUGGCUCAGCAGUUCAACCUAAACCAGAGCAGAGCCGAGGAGAUUACCAUGAGAGAGGAAGUGGGGAACCUCAGUCUGCUCCAGGACAAUGACUUCUCUGAUUUUGGGAUGGAUGACCGUGAGAUGAUGCGUGAGGGGAGCGCGUUCGAGGUGGACAUUAUGGGCGCCUCUGCCUCAAACCUUCUUCUGGAGGCAGAGGGCGGGGCCAAUCAGACAGACAAAUCCAACCACCUAGAGUAUGACCAGUACAAGGACGACUUCGGAGACAACCCCAUGGAGAGCAAUGAGGGAGGCAUGCUGGUGGACAAGCUGCUAAGUAAUGAGGACGGAGGGGGGAUUUUUGAUGACCCUCCUGCGAUCUCUGGAGGAGUGAUGAUGCCCCAGGACCAUGGCGAUGAUGAUGACGACUUUGAUGCACUCUCUGCUGGAGCUCCAGACAGUCCAGACUCUGGUCCCACUGAGCCCCUCCCGGCGAUGGCAGACCAGGCGGAGCAGACGGCUUUGGCUCAUAACGAAGAGGAGACGUUCGCUCUGGAGCCAAUCGACAUCACAGUGAAGGAGACUAAAGCCAAGCGAAAGAGGAAGCUGAUCGUGGACAGUGUGAAGGAGCUGGACAGUAAGACCAUCCGGGCGCAACUGUCCGAUUACUCCGACAUUGUGACAACACUGGACCUGGCCCCGCCCACAAAGAAACUCAUGAUGUGGAAGGAGACCGGAGGAGUGGAAAAGCUUUUCUCUUUGCCCGCACAGCCACUUUGGAACAAUAGACUGCUCAAGAUGUUCACCCGCUGCCUCACUCCUCUGGUUCCGGACGAGUUGAGGAAGAGGAGGAAAGGAGGAGAGGCCGACAGUCUGGACGAGUUCCUCAAAGACCUGGAGAACUCUGAGGUCCCCCGUGAGGAGACCACCGCACAGCAGCAGCAGCAAGACAUCAUGGACCAGACGCUGAUGGAGGAAGCCAGCGCUCUGCAGUCUGCAGCCGUGGAGGGCAGCAGGACUCUGGACGAGUCUGUGAUGCCGCCCCCUUCUGGUCAGAGAGGGCUCAAACGCAAGGCACAGGACGCAGAACCAGCAUUGCCUCUGGGUGCUUUGGAUCAGCAGCAGGGCUCCAGAGGUGUGUCCCAGGAUGAGGCCUCUGAGCUGCCUCCAGAGGAGCCAUCCAUUAGCCAACUCAUCGAACUGGACCUGCUCAAUGACAAAGACAAGAAGAAGACCGACGACGACUCUGAUGAUGAGGAGGAGGAAGCUCAGGGAGGAGACCAGGACCAAGAAGAACGAAGAUGGAACAAAAGAACACAGCAAAUGCUUCACGGCCUUCAGAGGGUGAUGGAUAAAACCGGGGCACAGUCUGUGAGUCUCCUGGACCUGUGCAGGAACAACAACCGGAAACAAGCAGCCGCAAAGUUUUAUAGUUUUCUGGUUUUGAAGAAGCAGCAGGCCGUGGAGCUGCUUCAGGAGGAGCCCUACAGUGACAUCAUCGCUACGCCUGGACCACGAUUCCACAUCAUUUGAGCUAACACAACAACAAUAUGCUACACAUCUGCCAAUUAGACAAAUGCUGGUAGAUUUAAGUCAUUCAGUCCUGCUAUUUUGGCUAGUUUACGCAUAGUCCUCGCAAGUUAUUAUUAUUGUGAUAGUGGAAAGAGGUUCAAGGUUUAAACUUUAAAUAGAGGAAAGGUUACUUCCCUAUAAAUGCACUUAUAAGCCUUUUGUGCUAUCAAAAUUAUAUUCAAAAUUUUUGUUCAUAUUGGCUGCACUAAAAUGGAGCAAAGAAUUAUGGUUCAUGUGGUUUCAUUUGCUUCUUCGCUCUGACUAACAAUGUAUUUUAGACCCAGGAGAUUACUUUUAGAUACAUACAUAGUAAAUUAUAUCAUAAUAUUGUCAGAAUAUGAAGAGCAAUGCGAUAUCAAAACUGCUAACGCACACAAAAUACUUGACUUUGGAAACACUUUCUCACAGUAGCCAUUUUUGUUUAUUGUUUAUUUAUGGUGCUAUUGUUUGCAUGUUGAUGUUUAUUGUGACUUAAAUCUUAUUGGUUGGUUUUACAAUCAUAGCGUGCAAUUCUUAUCUUAGACUGUCCACUGAUGUACAAAGUCAAAGUAUGACAAAAAAAAACAGUUACGCAGAAGUUUUAUUGGCACAUUUAUUCUUAGACAAAGGCCCUUUUCCUGCAGUUUAGGUGUUUAUAUUGUUGCUAGUUUGGUUCAAAAACAAUGGCAGCUACAGAUAUUUCCCCUCCUCGUCCUUACAUAAAGUGUAAUCAUGAGACACCAAGGAUAAGAGUAUAGAGAGAUGAAAGGGUCUCAUGUUAGAUCCUCUUCAUGUUGUUGCUAGUCCCAGCGCUUUGGCUUUGUUCAUCAUAAUAUGAUAUUGUUUGCGUAAUAUGAUACUAAUCUUAAGCAGGAGCCACGUGUUAGAGUGCCAGAUUGUUUUCCUGUUUCUUGUUGUUAAAAGCACUAGACAGUGGGUAGAGGGUUUGCAAAUUAAUUCUUAAGUCUUGCUCAUAAUAGCACUUGAUUGCUUAUAUAACAUAUAUUGUAUAAUUUUUAGUAGCAUAAUUUUACUGCACGUCAAGAAAACACGUUAGCCGUAUUUUAACAUGAUAAAUCAUCCACGUCAGGAGUAUGCAUGAUAUAAAACACUGCAAGAGUUCAUUUAACAGUUAAAACAGAGGAGUAUUACAUCAUAAACAUGUGGGUAGUUUAGCCGUAAGGUAGAGUCUGUGGUGGUAGAAACGCGUUGCAUCGGCUGUUUACAGUAUAGAGCCGCUAUCAGUAUGCAUAUCCAUACUUGCAUGCUCUGUCUGAAAAUAAUUUACAAUAAAAUAUUAUUAUAGUCAUAUUUUAUUGCAAAAGAAAAAAACAAUGAAUGCACUUUAAGGUAAAUCUUAUGUUUACCAAAUAAGGUUAGACUUGGUAUUUUUAUUACUUGUUAAUCUACCACCAUAUCAUCACAAUUACAGAAUAGCAUUAAAAAGCUUAUUUCACUAAGGAUUCAAGGAAAAUCAAUAUAUUCAUAUAUCCAAAAUUAACAUUAAAUACCUUAAAAUUGCCUGACUAAAAAUACCAUUAAUACAUGCUUUUUAAGUUAGCAUAGGCAAUUUUUCCAAUUGAGACUUCAUUGCACUUUACUUUUAAAAUGCGUUUAGAGUCUAUGUUAUGUUGUCUAAAAUUUGUAUCUUAAUGUUAGCGUAAUGUUGUUGUACUUUUCUGUGUUUAAAUUAUGUGCCUGCAAUCCUGCCUUUUCAUUUUUUGUACUGAAAAUAUGACAGACCUUGGUGUAAGCAGUGCUCAUUACCAAUGUUGGAAUACAAGUCUUUUUUGUGGACUCAUCAAGAUGUUUUCACAAUAAAAAAUACCACAAUAUGUUUA
Molecule: messenger RNA, 4013 nt
Organism: Periophthalmus magnuspinnatus
Lineage: Eukaryota; Metazoa; Chordata; Actinopteri; Gobiiformes; Gobiidae
Gene: rad21b
Product: RAD21 cohesin complex component b
Exons: 14
Coding region: 259-2154 (631 amino acids)
Biological process (GO): mitotic sister chromatid cohesion; synaptonemal complex assembly; replication-born double-strand break repair via sister chromatid exchange
Cellular component (GO): synaptonemal complex; cohesin complex
Molecular function (GO): protein binding; chromatin binding
Source: RefSeq, a predicted model, not a curated record